AUGCAGCCAGCUACAAGAGAUCGCUAUAAAGAACUUAGUCCUGCCCUGACUCCAGAGGGCAAUGUUGUUAUGAGCUUUAGCUUUGACAGUUAUCAGCUCGAAGAAGAAGAACUGCAGACAACCGGAAACAGCCAAACACAGGGAGUUCUUACCUUAAUGGAGCCAGAAGAUCCAAACCCAGAGCCGAUGGACCGUUAUCAUGGAAUAUACUUUGCUAUGUUGCUUGCUGGAGUUGGCUUCCUGCUUCCAUAUAACAGUUUUAUUACAGAUGUGGACUAUCUGCACCACAAGUUUCCAGGCACAUCUAUAGUGUUUGAUAUGAGUCUGACCUAUAUCAUUGUAGCUUUAGCUGCUGUUGUCCUUAAUAAUGCUAUGGUGGAGCUUCUUACUACAAACACAAGGAUCACCGCUGGCUAUAUUUUUGCUUUGAGCCCGUUAAUAUUUGUUGGCAUUUGUGAUAUUUGGCUGGAGCUCUUUACAUUCAAGCAGUCCUAUGCUGUUAACCUUUUUGCUGUUGGUGUGGUGGCUUUUGGAUGCACAGUGCAGCAAUCCAGCUUUUAUGGCUAUGCUGGAAUGUUACCGAAGCGGUACACACAAGGUGUGAUGACAGGAGAAAGUACUGCAGGAGUUAUCAUCUCACUCAGCCGAAUCUUCACCAAGCUGCUGUUACCAGAUGAGAAAGAGAGCACCAUUAUCUUCUUUUUAAUUUCAAUUUCACUGGAGCUUAUUUGCUUUGUUUUGCAUGUUCUAGUGAGAAGAACAAGAUUUGUUCAAUAUUAUACAAAUAAAAGCUUAGCUAAAAACAUGAUGAAGAAUCCAGUGGAACCAAGUUUUCGUUACCAAGUGCAUCAAAAUACCUAUGUAGAAGAAGAGAGUAGAAGUGCUGCAGCUGAAAAUAGCAUAGAGCUACAGUCAGAUGUAACAGCUAGAAGAACAUAUGUCAGGUUUGAUGUUCCAGUACCUAAAGUAAAAAGCAGUUGGCCCAAGUUCAAAGAUAUGAUAUUUCAUCGCUAUCAGGUGUUACAGGUAAUCUGGGCAUACAUGCUGUCUAUCUCUGUAACAUACUUCAUUACUCUGUGCCUUUUUCCUGGGUUGGAGUCAGAAAUCAGGAAUUGUACAAUGGGAGAAUGGCUUCCUAUCCUCAUAAUGGCAGUAUUUAACCUGUCAGACUUUGUAGGAAAGAUACUGGCAGCUGUGCCAUACAACUGGAGUGGUGUUAAUCUCCUCAUCUGUUCCAGCACUCGUGCUAUAUUUAUUCCACUUUUUAUAAUGUGUGUGUACCCAAGUGGAAAGCCAACCUUUAGCCACCCUGCCUGGCCAUGCAUCUUUUCCCUGCUUAUGGGAAUAAGCAAUGGGUAUUUUGGCAGUGUACCUAUGAUACUGGCAUCAGGACAAGUAGUGCCGGAACAAAGAGAGCUGGCAGGAAAUACCAUGACGGUUUCGUACAUGACUGGACUAAUGCUAGGGUCAGCUGUAGCUUAUUUUGCCUACAGUUUAUCUAGUACUUCCCACAGUAUUUGCUUCCAUCCAGAGACCUACAACAGUUCACUGCCUCCAGAGCUUUGA
Messenger RNA from Staurois parvus, 1566 nucleotides. NCBI's taxonomy places the organism in Eukaryota, Metazoa, Chordata, Amphibia, Anura, Ranidae. The record is from the annotation of a GenBank genome assembly.